Cokeromyces recurvatus is the source of this 2121-nucleotide messenger RNA. Its product is annotated as FAD-binding domain-containing protein. The transcript is spliced from 2 exons. Gene Ontology annotation, biological process: copper ion import; iron ion transport; intracellular iron ion homeostasis. Lineage: Eukaryota; Fungi; Mucoromycota; Mucoromycetes; Mucorales; Mucoraceae. Bases 154 to 1914 code for a protein of 586 amino acids. Gene Ontology annotation, molecular function: ferric-chelate reductase activity. The record is from RefSeq and is a predicted model, not a curated record. Gene Ontology annotation, cellular component: plasma membrane.
UUUUUUUUUUUUUUUUUUUUUUUGAGAUGUUUUAGCUUUACUAGGCUCAAUGAUUGGCUCUCUAUGGAUGCAACCCGGAUUUAUAUUUUUGAUUUAAUUUUUAGUUAUAAUUAACGUUUUGUCUUUUUCUUCUUUAUAUACAUAUAUAGUAAAAUGGAUAUGAGUAACAUAAACUCGCAAGGGACACCCUACAAUAUGAAUGAACCAUACUCAAAUAAGCUUAUUAUAAUUAUCAUAUCAGUUAUAGCAUUCCUCUCAAUACGAAAUUUAUUUAUUUACCUUUAUAAUAAAACAAAGACACUACUUUGUUUGAGAUCUCUUUUUAAUAUAUUAUCACCAUACACUUCUUUCUUUGGGAAAAUAGAAAAUUAUGUUAUCAAUAAGUUCUCGUAUAGAGUUAUUCAUAGUACAAUCUGUCCACCUUUAGGAGGCAUUCUUGUUAUACUUGUCCUUAUAUCAGCAUGUUUACCCUUACUCUUACUCAAUGUAAAUCUCACAUUAAAUUCGAAUCGAGCUGGAUUUUUAGCCUUAGCAAUUGUCCCUUUCUUGCUUUCAUCCACCGGUAAAAACUCUGCAAUCUUUCUUCUGACAGGUAUCUCAAAUUCUAAACUUAAUUUUUUACAUCGAAUACUUGGAAUGGCCCUCUUUUUAUGUGCAACUAUUCAUAUGUCUUGUAUGCUUUCUUCUUGGUCAAGGUUUCCAGAUUUCAUGAACGAUCAAUUGAAAAUUCCAAAAGUACGAUACGGACUUGCAGGGUAUGUAUGUCUCUGCAUAGUCAUGUUAGGAAGUUGGUUUCCAAUUCGAAAAUAUUGCUAUGAGCUAUUUAUGGUCAGUCAUUUAUUGGGAAUUGCUUUUAUUGGAAUUAUUGCAGUUCAUACACCUUAUGCAAUGCGAUAUUUCAUUUCUGGCUUAAUAUGUUAUGGUUUAAAUUUAGUGGCUGUUUGGUUUGUAAAGACCUAUGUGGCUGUUGCUCGAUUUAAGAUCUUACCAGAGGGAUGCACAAAGGUCUCUAUUCGACUUGUAAGUCCUAUAUCUAAACAUAGUAUUGGUCAAUACGUUUAUCUCUCUAUCCCUGCUAUUUCACUCUUUCAAUGGCAUCCAUUUACUAUUACUAGUAUACAUGGAAACGAAGUGAAUACUACAAUUGAAGUCUGUAUUUGUGCUCGUGGUAACUUUACACGCCGUCUCUAUAAAACAAUUGACCCCUCACAAGAAUUACGUGUCUUUGUAAGUGGUCCAUUUGGUAGUCAACAGAUUGAAACCACCCAAAUUCUUAACUCAUAUCCCUCUCUUGUUAUCGCGUGUGGUGGUGCUGGUAUAACGUUUGGUAUACGCCUAUUACGUGAAUUAACAGAGACUCUUUUAUCGUCUGAUAUUGAAGAAAAUGAUAGCUCGACUGGCAUCUUAUUUAAUCACUGGAAAACACAGAAUAUAUAUUUUUAUUGGUCUGUACGUAGACCAUUAGAAUUUGAAUGGUUCAAAGAAGAACUUGAACAACUCUAUUACCUGUAUGAGACUCGUCAUGAUCUUCCUUCUCUAUGUAUCAAAUUUUAUUGUACUUUACGUGACACUGCUACUGUUCAUUCAACAACAGGUAGAUUUACUAAUAAUAAUACAGUGAAUAUCUCACAUAUUUAUAUGAAUGAAACUAUGAUGAAUGAUAAUUUAAUAACUGUGAAAGAAAAUAAAGAAGAAGAAGAAAACCAUAAUCACACGACUACAAAAGAUUAUCUUGGAAAGGAAAUUGAAAUAAUUCAAGGGAAAAGAUUACAAGCUGAAACUAUUCUAUCCGUAGAUAAUAAUAUUGGUGCCUUUGUAUGUGGUCCUACUAAUUUUAACGCAACAUUUAGAAAUACAGUAGCUAUGAAAAAACCAUCUACAGUUUAUUUACAUUGUGAAGAUUUUGCAUAUUAAGAAAAGGAAUGAAAGAAGCCUUCCCCCCUUUUUUUGUUUUGUUUUGUUUAAUAGUUCCUAUAUGGAUUACCUUUUUUUUUUCUUUUUAACAGACUGCUGUUUAUAGUUCAAGUCAUUUGAAUAAUAACAGUAGGAGUUUCUUUAUUACUCGAUUUAGGCACAACUAAUAAAAAUGUAUAAUACAAAAAAAAAAAAAUACAAUGUGAU